UGCUGACAACGAAAGACUAGGUGUGACUGUUGAUCAUGCAGAUCUUUGUGAAGACCCUAACGGGCAAGACCAUCACUCUUGAUGUUGAACCCAGCGAUACCAUCGACAACGUCAAGACCAAGAUUCAAGAUAAGGAAGGGAUUCCACCGGAUCAACAGCGAUUGAUUUUCGCUGGCAAGCAGCUGGAAGACGGCCGUACUCUUUCCGACUACAACAUUCAGAAGGAGUCAACUUUACAUUUGGUGUUGCGUCUACGUGGAGGAGUCUAUGAUCCGUCGCUCGCUUUACUGGCCAAGGGAUUUAACUGUGACAAGGCCGUUUGCCGAAAAUGCUACGCUCGUCUCCCACCCCGCGCCACUAACUGCCGAAAGAAGAAGUGUGGACACACCAGCCAGUUACGCCCCAAGAAAAAGCUCAAAUAAACUAGUAGCUUGUUUUCGAAUAUUGCAAGC
Messenger RNA from Phaeodactylum tricornutum CCAP 1055/1, 452 nucleotides. It is a transcript of the gene UBI1/2, whose product is annotated as ubiquitin extension protein 1/2. The record is from RefSeq and is a predicted model, not a curated record. The transcript has a single exon. Bases 36 to 422 code for a protein of 128 amino acids. Lineage: Eukaryota; Bacillariophyta; Bacillariophyceae; Surirellales; Neidiaceae. Gene Ontology annotation, cellular component: cytoplasm; ribosome; nucleus. Gene Ontology annotation, biological process: protein ubiquitination; modification-dependent protein catabolic process; translation. Gene Ontology annotation, molecular function: structural constituent of ribosome; protein tag activity; ubiquitin protein ligase binding.